Molecule: messenger RNA, 1756 nt
Organism: Gadus morhua (Atlantic cod)
Lineage: Eukaryota; Metazoa; Chordata; Actinopteri; Gadiformes; Gadidae
Gene: fgf10b
Product: fibroblast growth factor 10b
Exons: 3
Coding region: 832-1683 (283 amino acids)
Molecular function (GO): growth factor activity
Source: RefSeq, a predicted model, not a curated record
GAGAGAGAGAGAGAGAGAGAGAGUGAGAGAGAGACAAAGAGAGAGGGAGAGAGACAGAGGUCCUCCGAGACCCCUCUGUCCCCCAGUUACCUCCGUGCUGUUGAAGGUGGAGUCAUGUCGAGGGUAGAAAGAGAGGGAUCUGCGGGGAGUGAGAGCAGGGCAAGAGAAGGAGCCAGAGAGAUUGUCUGACGUGCACUUUGAUUGUUCCUCUUCAAGUCUUGGAUCUUGGUUUUCACUUCGGAGGGAACUCACAUGAAGUGCACGUGUGGACUGUGGGGGACUCCUAGCAGGUAGAACAUUGCUCGGAACCCUGUUUGCUUUGAAGUGCUGGACUAAGGAGGAUUUUCUUUUCAUAUGGCUCUCCGCCGGGAUAAUUAAACUGAUUUUAUUUAUUCUUUUAUUACGAGUAUCCGAUUCAAGCAGCGAAUGACCGAGAUUAACAUUGGAAGAUAGUUUCUUUGGCAUUGGUAAAAUUUGUGAUAAAAGUAUCCUUUUAUCUUCUCGGCAAACUUUUAACUUUGUUAAAAGUUAAACUAACAUUUUCAAAGGUGGAAUAGAAAACCAAAUCGAAAGGCACUUUUCAGAACAAGCUCAACGACUUGCUGGACGGCAGUUAAACCAUCAAAAAGUACUAAAGAAGCGACAGAAAUUCAGCAAAAAGCAGGGAUUCAUUGCAGGGGAUCCGGCGGGGGGCACUGCGAGUGGGGGACACCUUUUCCCCAGCCCCGGCUCCUGGAGGGCUCUCCCUCCCAGCCCUCCCAGAACUCUGCGCACCUAGCAGCAUGUCCCAGGCUGUGAGGCUGCCUCCAGUCCUCCACACAGCACACUACCAUGGUCAGAUGGGCUGCUGGAGGGAGUAAGGCGGCCUCUGCCUCGUUCUGCUCCGGGGCCCGGUUGGGAGCUCACAGAGGGGCCGGCUCCAGGGUGAGUUCGCCAUCCUCAUCCUCAUCCUCAUCCUCAUCCUCAUCCUCAUCCUCAUCAUCAUCAUCAUCGUCCUCGUCGUCGUCAACCUCCUCAUCAUCAUCGACCUCCUCAUCAUCAUCGUCCUCCUCUCGGUUCCGGUGCGGCGGUCCGUCUGCAGUGCCUCUCCUGCUCGCCCUGGUGGUCCUGUCCCUCUCCCUCCCCGGUGUCGCGUGCGGGCGCCAGCUCCGGAGGGACCAGCGGCCGACGCCGGCCGUCCCGCGCACCCACCGGCCGCAGCCGAACGCCUCCGAGACCGCCGACGCCGCGGGCCGGACAGGGGGGCCGCAGGGGCGGCGUGUGCGCAGCUACAACCACCUGCAAGGGGACAUACGGAGGAGGAAGCUGUUCUCCUUCCAGAAGUUUUUCCUGAGGAUUGAUAGGAAUGGACAGGUCAAUGGCACCAAGAGCAAGGACGACCCCCUUAGUAUUUUGGAAAUCACAUCGGUGGACGUGGGGGUUGUGGCCAUCAAGGGGCUGAGCAGUAACUACUAUCUGGCUAUCAGCAAGAAGGGAGAGCUUUAUGGAGCGAGGGAGUUUGGCAUCGACUGCACCUUGAAGGAGCGCAUCGAGGAGAAUGGCUACAACACGUACGCAUCGUCCGAGUGGAGGAACAAGAAGAGGCAGAUGUUCGUGGGCCUGAACGUCCACGGACGGUCACUGCGAGGGCGGAAGACCCGCAGGAAGAACACUUCCACCCAUUUUCUCCCCAUCAUGGUCUGAACUGGACCUGGACAGAACGAGAGGGAGAGAAAGAGAGGGAAGGAGAGAGAGAGAGAGAGAGAGAGAGAGAGAG